Messenger RNA from Anopheles stephensi (Asian malaria mosquito), 5523 nucleotides. RefSeq names its product guanine nucleotide exchange factor subunit Rich (gene Rich). Gene Ontology annotation, molecular function: protein binding. Gene Ontology annotation, cellular component: Golgi membrane; Ric1-Rgp1 guanyl-nucleotide exchange factor complex; cytosol. The record is from RefSeq and is a predicted model, not a curated record. The transcript has 13 exons. The coding region runs from base 224 to 5098 and encodes 1624 amino acids. Gene Ontology annotation, biological process: intracellular protein transport; retrograde transport, endosome to Golgi. Lineage: Eukaryota; Metazoa; Arthropoda; Insecta; Diptera; Culicidae.
AUUGUUGUCAUUUUCUACUGACGUCUUCAUUUUCUGCCUGUUUUUGUACAUUUCGCAAACGAAAAAUUCCCAAUUUCCAGUGCUCAACAAUAGUUCCUAGCAGGAAAAAUGCAACGCCAAUGUCGGUAAAGCGGUACUGUUUUCGUUUGUGCUACCGAAUACGUUGCCCCCCGGACCUGCGGAACCAGUCAGCCUGUGCUGCUGACGACGAACCACUCCGAAGAUGUACUUCUCAAUAGGUUGGCCACGGGUGCUCAAUAGUGGCCCGCAUCGCAGCAUCCGCAAAGUUGUGUGCGAUCGGGUGAAAAUUUUGUUUGCUGUUCUGGCAGAAGAUGCCAUCGUUAUCUGGUACUCGAAGCCCUGUGUCCCAAUUACGUCCAAGCUAAGAAGCAAAGAAUGUUUGGAAAAGUACGGCGUCAACACGAAUGUAGAAUGGAAACCAGAUUCGAGCAUGCUGCUCGUGACGACCGGAGGGACGGCGCAAGGUGGUACCUUGUUCAUGUAUACGCUAAUCGUGAACGAUACGCCGAAGGGGGUCUACAAUCAAAAUGAUUCACCGUUCGCCAACCUGCGCCGGGACAGUGCCGAGCUGUUUCUGAAAGAAACCAUUCCUUGUUUGAAGCUUUCUUUGACGCAUUGUAUUUGUCUGUACGUUCCAAUUUGUUGUGUGUCGUGCAUUAAUGUAAAUCAAAUUGUGAUCUCCACCCAAGAGGGACGAAUUAUUCGCCUGAACUGGGAGGGAGUGGAAGAACGGGAUUAUGCACUCGACCUCAAACGAAUCCCUUUUAGUGUUAACCAGCAAGUUAGCUAUGCCGUCCCAAUUUUGGAGAAGAAUGUGUAUGUUUCCUCCAUUGAUUAUUCACCGCUGCUUUGCGGUUUCGGCAUCACGUUAAACGAUGGCCGUGCAGCCUUUCUCACCGCAAACAACACAAAGUUUGAUCCCAACCAAGUACAAGGAAUCUGGUGCCAAAAUGUGGAUGAUGCGACGUGUACCGUCAUCAACCACAAGUAUCGUCUGAUAGCGUUCGGACGAAGGAACUCUCAAACCAACAUGUACGUGAUCGACGACUUAACGGGCGGCCUGGAGCUCUCGCAUAAGCUGUCGUUGAGUGCAAAAGAUUUUCCCGGAUCGCCAGGCUACGUGCGAGACAUGAAGUGGACUCCCGAUGGAUGUGCUAUCAUAGUGGCCUGGGGAAACGGAGGAAUAUCGCUGUGGAGCACGUUCGGGUCGCUUCUGCUCUGCUCACUUGCCUGGGACUAUGGGCUGCACGUGGAUUUGUCCAAGAGCGAUCCAUUCAACGUUUUGAGUAUGGAUUGGUCAACUGAAGGAUAUCAAUUGCUCAUGGUUCGACAGACAAAUGAACACACAACUAAAUUGGAUAAUGGCACGCACGAAGCUGCUGAAGCGGGAAACGAGCCUGAAUCUGCUAUAGCUACAGUAUUGGUACAGCUGGAUUUUGUUAAAAGCAUUCUAACGAUCAAUCCGUGCAUGAGCAAUAAUUCGUUCCUGUUGCUGCAAGGAGACGAUAAGCUGUACAUCAACCAUGGUGACGUGUUGCAAAACAUUUAUCCUGCCCACAAAUCCAGCUACGAUUCCACCAACGAAGGCGACGUUUCGUAUUCCGGCAAAGCGGACGAAUUUGGCAAAGAUUCAGCUUACAUACCGUCGGGAGAACCCGAUCCAGUCAACGUCGGGGGCGACAACUACCUUAAAUUCAACAGUGUACUAUCCGAGAGCAAACACUGGGUGGUGUUAAACCUUCCAACUGCCUACAUCUCUUCCAACUGGCCGAUUCGGUACAGUGCAAUAGAUCAUUCCGGGACGAAUGUGGCGGUGGCGGGCCGCACUGGCGUAGCAUUGUAUUCUUUCAAUACUCGCAAAUGGAAGCUGUUCGGUAACGAAACGCAGGAAAAGGAUUUCGUUAUAACCGGCGGUUUGCUUUGGUGGAAGGAAUUCAUUAUCAUGGGUUGUUAUUCGCUGAUCGGGUUUCACGACGAGCUGCGCAUCUACUCGAAGGAAAACAAGCUGGACAAUCGAUUUGCGGAGAUUACAAAAAGUGCCAGUCCGGUGAUGCUGAUCAAUCUAUUCCGCGACCAGCUGGUCGUUUUCACAUCCGACGGUCACGUGUCAGUAUUUGCCCUCAAGCAAACCGAGGAGGACUACAACGGGAGUGACCAUCACCGGGUGGAACUGGUAAAGAUGCACAUUUACGAUAUCAAAAAUGUGUGCAUCCAUCCGGCGUGCGUGAUAUCGGUACUGAUGACGAGCCUGAAGCACGAAGGUGUGGGAUCCGGUGGCAUGCAGAAACCGAGCAGCUACGAAAACUCUCUUUCGGAAACGUUGAUCAUGAACGUGUCGGGCAGGGUGUUGAUGGUGCAGACGGACCAUCAGCAGCACCAUCACGGCACCGGCAGUGCCAGCAACCAGCUUACGUCCACCUGUCUGGCCUCAUCGGUAGAGUGUAUCUGGGUGUCUGAAUCGAACAAGACGCACAUCAAGGAAUCUCUGUGGUUGUACUGUGGUGGGUACGGUAUGCGCGUCUGGCUUCCCGUGUUUCCCCGUACGGGCGAGACUGGGUCGCGCAGUUUACGGCACACGUUCAUGAGCAAACGGAUCAUGCUGUCGUUCACGCUGAAGAUCUACCCGCUCGUGAUACUGUUCGAGGAUGCAAUCAUACUGGGGGCCGAGAAUGACACGCUGCUGUACACAAGCGAUCCGACGGUUUAUUUUUCGCUGCCAUACAACGCGUUGAAACGAACGAGUCAAGUCUAUUUGCACCAGAUAUUGCGCCAGCUGAUUCGUCGCAACCUUGGCUACAAUGCUUGGGAGAUUGCACGAUGCUGCACGAACCUGCCGUACUUUCCCCACUCGCUCGAGCUGCUGCUGCACGAGGUGCUGGAGGAGGAAGCGACCAGCAAGGAACCGAUACCGGACGCAUUGCUGCCGAGUGUGCUCGAGUUCAUCCAGGAGUUUCCCGUCUACCUGCAAACGGUUGUGCAGUGUGCUCGCAAAACCGAAAUUGCCCUCUGGCCGUACCUGUUCUCGAGCGCCGGCAAACCGAAGGAACUGUUUCAGAAGUGUAUGGCCGCUCGGCAGCUGCAUACGGCCGCAAGCUAUUUGAUUAUCCUGCAGAACCUUGAACCAUCCUCCGUCAGCCGGCAGUACGCGACGGUUCUGCUAGAUACGGCACUGGAACAGUUGGAUUGGCCGCUGGCAAAAGAUUUGGUACGGUUCCUGCGUGCGAUCGAUCCGAACGAUGUGGAAUCUCCGCGCUCGUCGUACGUGUUUGGCAACAAGUUCGGGGGAUUGAUUGCUUCCGUGCCGCCGGCACCCAAUGCGGAAGAUCUGAGUCUGAUCUUGGGAAGCAGCAUGGCGAGGGGUCGAAGCUUCUCCACCACCAUCCCAUACCCUAAAGCAAGCGAGGGGGCCGCUACGGUGGUAAACAAAGAGAAGAACAUCAUGUUCAAUAAUCCCGCAGCAGCAGCAGCAGCAGCAGCCGCGCAACAGAGCGGUGGAACGCUGAAUUCGGUCAACGAUGCGUCUGGUGAACGCCAGAUCUUACGAAGGAAGAAAAGUGUGCCAAAUACUCAAAAAGAAUGCGAUUCGUCCACGGCGGAAGAAUUCUUCAUCGAUGUGGUUCUGCAACGGCAUGCGCGUAGAUUUUUGCAGCUCCGUAAGCUGGAGGAUCUCGGGUACAUGAGCGCCACGCUAGACUUCCAUCUGGUCGGAUGGUUGAACCGCGAAAAGGAUCGAGCCGCGCGGAUAGAGGACUUUGUGAAUGCCCUCAAGUCGCUGCACGACGAGCUUGAUUGGCCGAAACCUUGUUUGGAUCUAACGUUGCUUCCAAACCCCAUGGCUCCACCGCACAUGCACUCUGAAUCGUCCCCGUCGCCCUCCUCGAACCUGUCGAACAAAUCACCACUGUCCGAGCUAACCACAGGGCGUACCGUCGAUUCGGGGUACAAUAGUCUGUCCUUUGUGCGACCGAUGGCUACAAACGGUGGUGCGAUGGCUGCUGCUGCUACAGCAACCGACGACCGGCCAGUAGAACCGCUCCAGGGACAAAAGGAACAGCGGCAGGAAAAUGUGCCCACUUCCCCGAUCGGUGCUGACCCGUUGGGCAGUACGGCUGAGGCGAAUCUGAUGCCGCUAAACGACACCGCAAGCGUACUCUCGGAAGCUGCCCAACCCAACUGGCCGGAUGAAAUGUCCACCGUGUGCGGUGCAGGUGGCAUGAUGAGCUUAACGCUCGGCGAACAAAGCUUCAGCCAAGCGAUGGAGAAAAACAUUUCCAAACAGAGCAAAUCGAUCCGGCGCAAGCAGCACAAGCUCGAAAUUCGUAUGCGCUACCUGCUGCAGAUCUUCUCCGAGGCCAACUGCUACGAGUUUGCGCUUCUGCUCUCCGUGCUGUUGCUCGAUGUGGCCUCGGUGGGGCGAAUAACGAACGCGGCAAUACGCUCGAAAUCGCUCGUAGUCUGCCGACAGCUGCGCAACGGGUUAAAGGAUAUGACGCGCUGGAGCUUUAACGAGUGUCUCGCUUACCGGCCGUUCAUGAUUGCGCUGCAGCCACAGCUGGCCGUGCUGGACAAGUUUGUCAUCCAGCAGGAAUCAAUUCCGUCGCUGAUGCACACGACAGCCGUAACCGGCGUGUCGGCCUUUUCGCCGCUUGUGAUGGGCAGCAUGCACACUUUCCGUGACUCGGAUGUUGUUCCCGGGCAGGGGACGGGCGUCGGUGGAAGUAAAGGCAUCAGUCAAACGCAGGCAGAUGCUAGACAUGGUGGCAACGCCAGCUCAAACAGCACCACGCAACGCAUGGGCUCGACGGGGACGUUGGGAAGUGUGCCGCUAUCGUCGGGCAGUGCUGGUGGAACGAGCCGCAUCGUUGUCGAUGGAGCAGCCAGCAUGCGCAGUGGCAGCGGUCAGCGGGACACGCUUGGCCAGAAGUACACGACGGCUCACACUUUCGCCCGCUCGGUGUCGGACCUGGAGGUGGCAAACAUACGGAAAAUUGCGCAGGGCAAAUCCGUAACCGAUAGUCGCUCGGUUGCAGCGACCGCAAUUUCCGAGGAACCGGAACGCACGUGCAAUGUUAUGUAAAAUGUACUCAUGCCGAGUUGGAGAAAGGCAAACGGUGAAAAGGUGCUAUAGCAAAUUAUAAUCUAUCUUACUUUAGGCACGUAAGGGGGAUGAGCAGUUGGAAGAGGAACGGAAGAAGCAGAUAUUUAAUAUAUAUAUACAUACAAAACCCAAUCGAAUGAAUCGUAGUUUCGUCUCGGUCAUUAACACCUAGUUCCGUCCAUUGGCGGUGCAGUUUGCAAACUCUCGUACUCUGUUUUUCAGAACUAAUAAUAGGAAAUAAAACUAAUUGUAAAAGGAAAGGAAAUGUCUCAAAUAGUGGUGGUUUUCGCACACUAAGCGUGGCUGUGUGGCGCGUGCACUUAGUGGACAUUUUUAAGAAAAUUUAAUUGCCAUUACAUUCCUUUAGCAUUACAAUAAAAUAUUUGGCGUUACUUAAAUAAAAA